AAGGAAGGCAGGAAGGGCAGUUGGGCCAGUGAUGGCGGCGAGCCCAGGGGUUCGGGCGCUGCUUGUCUGUCGCAAGGACUGAGCGUCAAGGCUGGGCCCCGCUGGCCGCGCUUCACUGCUAGUGAACUUUCCAUGGAGGUCGCGGGGGCGUUGCUGAUCCCUCUCCCGCACCAAGGCACUGAUAUUGUUUAGCACCUGGAUCGCUUGUGUGCUUGAUUUAUGCUACCUCAGAAAUAUACAUGUGAUGCAAUUUGCCUCAAUGGAAAUGCUGCAACUCGCCAUAAACAUCUGGAGUAUAAAAUUUGAAGUGACCCAGUGCUGUUUCAACAUCUGGAAAAUUCUGCUCUCUUAUGUCUGUUAGUCAUUGUACAACUUCCAAGAGUAAUAUAUUAAAUUAGUGCUCAUUGGUUGAUCUGAAAAAUAACUUUUUCAAACUGUUAAGAGAGCUUUCAUCAAAUUAUCUGGAGUUUCUCAUUAAUGAAAUGCAAUCAUGUCCAAUAAGGAAGAGAGGCAGAUCAAUACUGAAUAUGCUGUAUCUUUGCUGGAGCAGCUUAAGUGUUUUUAUGAUCAGCAGCUAUUGACUGACAUUGUUCUAAUUGCGGAGAGCACUGAAUUCCCGUGCCAUAAGAUGGUUCUUGCUACAUGUAGCUCCUAUUUCAGGGCCAUGUUUAUGAGUGGACUGAGCGAAAGCAAGCAGACACAUGUUCAUUUACAGAAUGUACAUGCACCGACGCUUCAGAUAAUCAUUAGAUAUGCGUACACGGGUAACCUGGUAAUCAAUGACAGUACUGUGGAGCAGCUCUAUGAGACAUCAUCUUUUCUGCAGGUAGAAAAUGUAUCUCAACGUUGUCGGGAAUAUUUAAUAAAGAAAAUCAAUGCUGAGAACUGUGUUCGAUUACUCAGCUUUGCAGACUUGUACAGCUGUGAGGAGCUCAAAUUAAGUGCAAAGCGAAUGGUAGAGCAUAAAUUCACAGCUGUUUAUCAUCAAGAUGCAUUUUUACAGUUGUCACAUGAUCUACUGCUUGAUAUCUUGAGCAGUGACAAUUUAAAUGUUGAGAAGGAAGAGACCGUGCGUGAAGCUGCUAUGGUAUGGCUUGAAUAUGACACCGAAUCACGGUCCCAAUAUUUAUCUUCGGUCCUUGGCCAAAUAAGAAUUGAUGCACUUUCUGAGGUAACGCGGAGAGCCUGGUUCCAAGGCUUGCCACCUAAUGAUAAGUCUGUUGUUGUGCAAGGACUGUAUAAAUCUAUGCCAAAAUUUUUUAAGCCGAGACUUGGUAUGACUAAAGAAGAGAUGCUUAUAUUCACUGAAGUCACAGGUGAAAGUCCUCGUUCUUCCUUUUGUGCUGUUUGCUACAGCCCUCAGGCUGAGAAGGUGUACAAGCUGUGCAACCCACCUGGAGACUUACAGAGAGUGGGGACCCUUGUCACUCCUGACAAUGACAUUUACAUUGCAGGUGGACAGGUGCCUUUGAAAACGUCUAUCACCAAUAAUAGUAAAGCGAGUAAACUACAGGCUGCAUAUAGACCGGUGAAUUGUUUCUACUUGUUUGAUGCUCAGCUGAACAUAUGGGUUCCUAAGACUCCAAUGUUGUGUGCUCGCAAUCGACCUUCAUUGGUUUGUUGUGAGGGAUAUAUCUAUGCAAUCGGAGGGGACAAUGUUACUGGGGAAAUGAACAAACGGACCGUGGAAAGGUAUGAUUCUGAAGCAGAUGAAUGGACUUUAGUAAAUCCCUUGCCUUGUGCUUGGCAAUGGAAUGCAGCAGUGGCUGUGGAGGACUACAUUUAUGUCAUGGCACACAAUUUAACAUUUUGCUACUGCCCACGUACUGACACCUGGGUUGAAAUGGCUGCGCGCCAGACAAGCAGGUGUUUUGCCUCAGCUGCAGCAUUUGGAGACAAAAUUUUCUACAUUGGUGGUUUGCAUAUUGGAAAUAACUCAGGCAUCCGAAUACCUUCAAGCACUGUUGAUGGUUCCUCUGUAACUGUUGAAGUAUAUGAUGUGAUCAAAAAUGAGUGGAAAAUAGCAACUAAUAUCCCUGCAAAACGUUACUCUGACCCAUGUGUAAGGGCAGUCGUGGUCUUGAAUCGCUUGUGUGUGUUUAUGAGAGACACUCAUAUGAAUGAAAAACCCAAGUAUGCAAUCUAUCAGUACAACAUGGAGCUGGACCAAUGGAUCCUGCGACAGUCCAUUUCAGAGCGAGUCCUCUGGGACCUUGGCAAGGAUUUUCGGUGCACUAUGGGGAAACUUUACCCCUCGUGUCUGGAAGAAUCUCUUUGGAAGCCACCGCCAUCUUUAUUUUCACAGGAUGGAGCAGAUGAGUUUGAAUUGGAUGGCGAGAUGGUUACUUUGCCCUUAAAUAGUUAGCCAGAUGUGGGCACAGAUGCUAUGGAUUCCAAGGACAUACAUAGCACAGCAAUGUGCAUGUCAUCAAACUUCCAGGUCAUGACGGGGUUUAUUUUAACAGAUUAAGCUGUACCUAUGUUUAGCACAGCUUGUCACUAAGUUUGCAUAGUAUUGUAUAAAUAACUGAAAUGAGUUGUAGUAUCUUCCACUACUAGAUACUGUGUUCUGCUAAAGAGAUUAUCAUAUUGUUACAGUGUGACUAAUUUUCAAAAGAAAUUGUUUUACUUACACGUAUCUCUGGAUUUGACUAUGAAGAUAUGAAAUAUUGUAGAUCUUCCCAGUAAAAAUAGGCUGAGCAAGGAGGCUGACUGCAGGUUCAGUCGAAACAUUGGAUUUGUUAGAUACAUGUACACCCGUAUCCAUACUGUUCCCAUUUAUUCCAGGUAAUAGAACUAUCAAACGGCUGGUAAUUUACCAGGUGUGUUAGUGGGCAGUGUAAUGACUGCCUGUCUCUUGUAGUGCGGGUCUGUGGAGCUUCAAUACUCAAUGUGUCUCCACAUUGCAAGUAACAUAGGCUCAUCCAUAUUACAAUUUCCUGCUGCUGAAUUGUCAUUUGUUAAAACAAAUUUUAGUGAGUAACAACCAGGUCUUUAUUUUGUAUUUCAUUAAUUUAAUAAGGCAACUGUUACUGUAGUGUGAUUGUGUAUAGGUAACCUAGCUGUUGGGUUUUUAAUACAGUUGGUUUGAGUGAAAUAGUUUCAAGAAUGAACUGUAUCCUGCGUGCAGGAGAGCAGAACGGACCCAGCACUGCUCUGGCAUAACUCCCUGGAACCACUAGCAGUUGCUGGACUCUCCAUUCUAACAUGAGCACAGGUGCUUCAUGAAAUCCCUACUCGCAUGUUCAGCUACAUUGUGUUCCUUUGGCACUGUAUUUUGAAUUAACUUAAUUUAUUAAAAACCUUCACAAAGUAAA
This is a messenger RNA of Amblyraja radiata (thorny skate), 3317 nucleotides long. It is a transcript of the gene kbtbd2, whose product is annotated as kelch repeat and BTB (POZ) domain containing 2. Gene Ontology annotation, molecular function: protein binding. The coding region runs from base 491 to 2365 and encodes 624 amino acids. The record is from RefSeq and is a predicted model, not a curated record. Lineage: Eukaryota; Metazoa; Chordata; Chondrichthyes; Rajiformes; Rajidae. The transcript has 5 exons.